Lytechinus variegatus (green sea urchin) is the source of this 935-nucleotide messenger RNA. Its product is annotated as L-ascorbate oxidase-like. The transcript has 2 exons. Gene Ontology annotation, cellular component: plasma membrane. The coding region runs from base 39 to 524 and encodes 161 amino acids. Gene Ontology annotation, molecular function: copper ion binding; oxidoreductase activity. Lineage: Eukaryota; Metazoa; Echinodermata; Echinoidea; Temnopleuroida; Toxopneustidae. The record is from RefSeq and is a predicted model, not a curated record. Gene Ontology annotation, biological process: iron ion transport.
GCAAUGGAGACACCAUCUCUGUGUUGGUUAAGAAUUAUAUGAAGAACGGCGAAGGGACGUCCAUCCAUUGGCAUGGUUUGCCCCAGAAAAACUCGCCCUAUAUGGACGGUGUCUCGAUGGUAACGCAGUGUCCUAUCAGCGAAUUCACGAACUUCAGAUACGAAUUCAUCGCAGAGCAUCCUGGGACGCACUGGUGGCACGCGCAUUCUGGCAUGCAUCGCGCAGAUGGUGUGUAUGGUGCACUCAUCAUUCGAGAGUCUCGUGAGGUCGACAAACAAAGCGCCCUCUUCGAUUAUGACCUGUCAGAACACGUGAUCCUCACACACGAUUGGCUCGAUCAGACGACACUCGACAAGUUUGCCGCGCACCAUUUCGAUAACGGUAACAACAGACCUGAGUCAGUGUUGAUCAAUGGAAAGGGACGUCGGCAAUCGUUUUAUAAUGAAAUGGGUCAAAAUGACACCGUUCCUGAGGCAUUGUAUACUGCUCGAGAAGUCUUCCAUGUCAAACAGGUAAGGAGCUAAUAAUACUGACCAGCUAUAAUUCAAGCAUGUUUUGAGAUUAUUAGAUUACAUAACGUGUAAAACUCUUCAUUAGAACAUUAUUCGAUAGACCGCCCCCCCCCCCGAAAAAAUCUAAAUAACAAAAUUGAUGGUUCCAUGAAAUUUUCUCGAGCGAUAAUUUCUCCUAUGAAAAAUACUGUUCUGAACAGAAACUCUGUCAAAAUCCUAAUUCUAAGCCUAUAUGCCAUAGGCAGAUCCAGGGGAUGGGUUGUGUGCAAGGGGCCGCCCCCUAUUGCAGAAGCAAAUAUAUGACAAAAAGAUGAAAGGAAGAAAAAAGGGAAAAGGGAGGUAAUGGGAAAGUAAAAGCGAGGAAAAAUAAGAGCUGGAAGACGACUAAAUAAAGGAAGGUAGGGGGAAAGACUUGGGGGUAAA